UAAAUGUGUAUGUUUAUGCUUAGAGCAGAUCAGUCAGCGAUUGGCACACGAAGUUGGACUAAAAAUUUACUCAGCCAUGCUACGAAGUAGCUUGGUAAGGCUAACACUAGCCAGUACUAGACUAUCCCGGAAUUUUGCCGCCAAAAAACUUGACGGGAGAAGAUGCAUUUCCUCUUCAGCAGCUCUGCAGGGUACCAAGUACUACUACAGAGCCAUUGCCACCGAGCACCCGAGGGGCCGUGUCAUCGCUGGCGAUCUGCUGGUGGCCUUCAUGUGGUACUGGAUUCUCUACCACCUGUGGUACGAGCCGGAGCAUCUGUUUGGCGAGUUUGAGUACCCGGACACCUCCAAGUGGACGAAUGAAGAGCUGGGAAUACCUGCUGACGACGAGUAGAAGUGCUUAGCCGGUGGUGACCAUGGUGUGUAAAUACAGGGAAUGUGUAAC
Messenger RNA from Pollicipes pollicipes, 445 nucleotides. RefSeq names its product NADH dehydrogenase [ubiquinone] 1 beta subcomplex subunit 2, mitochondrial. Gene Ontology annotation, cellular component: mitochondrial inner membrane; respiratory chain complex I. Gene Ontology annotation, biological process: mitochondrial respiratory chain complex I assembly. Bases 77 to 394 code for a protein of 105 amino acids. The transcript has 3 exons. The record is from RefSeq and is a predicted model, not a curated record. Lineage: Eukaryota; Metazoa; Arthropoda; Thecostraca; Pollicipedomorpha; Pollicipedidae.